UCUAGCACUGACGCCACUGGUCUGGCCGGGCUCUCAGAACGUGUUUUGCUGAAAACAUAAGCAAACGUUGGAAUGUUCUCCGUGUAUUCAUACACCUUGGAUGCUUUCCUCUGGCUCCUGCGUUCAUUCCUCCAAUGAGAUGAUCACAUAUCAGCCCCAAAGGGAGAGGUGGAGAUGUCACAGGAGUGUGUGGCCAAGGGGAGUGGCUGGCUGGUGGAGGAAAACGAAUAUGAAGUGGUUUCUCUGGAGGAUCUGCCAGGAGAGAUGUCCCAGGAUACCACAGGGAGGCUGUCAAGAGGUCUGAGGAAGAAAGAACAGACCCCAAAGAGACUGAGACUCAUUCUGGUGGGGAAAACAGGAAGUGGGAAAAGUGCAACAGGAAACAGCAUCCUUGGCAAAAAAGUAUUUGAGUCUAAACUCAGUACUAGAUCAGUGACCAAGACCUUCCAGAGAGGCAUCCGAGAGUGGGCCGGGAAGGAACUCGAGGUGAUUGACACCCCUGACAUCUUGUCCUCUCUGUUCCAUCGGGAUGUGGAAGCCCGGAUCUGUCAAGCCAUCACCUUCUCCUCGCCAGGGCCUCACGCUGUGCUCCUGGUGACACAGCUGGGCCGAUUCACAGAGGAGGAUAAGCAGGCAGUCAGGCGUCUCCAGGAGAUCUUUGGAGUGGGGAUCCUGGCACACACCAUCCUAGUGUUCACCCGGAAGGAAGACCUUGCUGGCCGCUCCUUGGAAGAGUACCUGCACGAGACCGACAACCAGGACCUUGCCAAGCUGGAUGUGCUGUGCGAGCGUCGCCACUGUGGCUUCAGCAACAGAGGGGAGAGGGCUGAGCAGGAGGCCCAGCUGCAGGAGCUCAUGGAGAAAGUGGAAGGAAUCCUGUGGGAAACGGAAGGCCACCACUUUAGCAACAGGGCUUACCAAUACUCCCAGCAGUGCCUUCUGCUCAAAGGAGAGCAGGAAACUGGAAUGACCCAGGCAGGCUCUGGGGAGUGUUCUGUCGAGGAGUCCUGCUUGGCAGGGCUGCCCCAAGUCCAAAAGGAGUCUGAGAAAACUCAUAAAUACCUCCUGGGGAGGGUGCCCUUUUGAACCCAUGCUGGCUAUGACGAAGGGCCUUCCCCAGCCCUGUAUCCAGCCCCCAUUUCGGGCUCUCUCCAUCCCACACAGCACUGCUCAGUCCCCAGGUCAGAGUGUCUGGUAUGGCCAGAGGGAUGAGGACCUCUGUCUGGGUGCCCU
Molecule: messenger RNA, 1233 nt
Organism: Oryctolagus cuniculus (rabbit)
Lineage: Eukaryota; Metazoa; Chordata; Mammalia; Lagomorpha; Leporidae
Product: GTPase IMAP family member 6
Cellular component (GO): cytosol
Molecular function (GO): GTP binding
Source: RefSeq, a predicted model, not a curated record